AUCAAUAUUGUAGCCUACGAUCCGCGCCGCUGCCGCAGUAUUAUGUGCAAGACGGAUUGUUAGACCGGCCAAAGUGGGUUCUACAGAGAAUGGCAGUUCGUUUAUAAACAUGAAGAGACAAAAUGUGCGCACGCUGUCUCUCGUCGUCUGCACGUUCACCUACCUGUUGGUCGGGGCAGCAGUGUUCGACUCUCUGGAAUCUGAGACGGAACGCAAGCGAUGGGAGUUUCUCCAGGAUCUGAGAGAUAAACUGCUGGGCAAGUACAACAUCUCGCAAGAGGACUACAAGAUGAUCGAGAUCGUGAUAAUAGAGAACAAGCCACACAAAGCGGGGCCGCAGUGGAAGUUCGCAGGAGCUUUCUACUUUGCCACGGUUGUCCUCGCUAUGAUAGGAUAUGGCCACUCGACACCUGUCACAAUCGGAGGAAAGGCGUUUUGCAUGGCCUACGCUAUGGUGGGAAUCCCCCUGGGCCUGGUGAUGUUCCAGAGUAUCGGAGAGCGUCUCAACAAGUUCGCCUCGGUGGUGAUCCGUCGGGCCAAGAUGUAUCUGCGGUGCUCCCAGACUGAAGCCACGGAGAUCAAUCUGAUGAUGGCUACAGGAAUGUUGUCCUCUGUGAUCAUCACCACGGGGGCCGCCGUAUUCUCACGCUAUGAGGGCUGGAGCUACUUCGACAGUUUCUAUUAUUGCUUCGUCACUCUCACCACCAUCGGAUUCGGAGACUACGUCGCCCUCCAGAAUGAUCAAGCUCUCAUCAACAAGCCAGGAUAUGUGGCUUUGAGUCUUGUUUUCAUCCUGUUUGGACUCGCCAUAGUUGCUGCAAGCAUCAACCUGCUGGUCCUCAGGUUCAUGACAAUGAAUGCCGAGGAUGUUCGGAGGGAAGACAAUGAACUACAGUCAGCCUCCCAUCAUGUGUUGACACUGGACGGUGAGGUUCUAGCUCUUAACGGGAAGCUACUGGCAGGCCACGCUAACCCAGGAGUGGUAGACGAUGACUAUGACCAGCUGAGUGUGUGCUCCUGCAGUUGCUUCGGUCCAUCCAAACAUCCCCCUCACUUCGUUUCAUUCGACCCUCCUCGCAAUCCUUCUCUCUCUAAGCGGUCUUCUGUGUAGCUUCCAGUUUUAAAUAAUUCUGAUUCUUCAUUAAAGUGAUUUAAACUAUAUUUUGUGUACACCAUACACAAAGGUACUGAGUUUUAACUUUUAAAUUUUUCAUAACACUAUCUAUUAAGAUGCUCAAGAAGCCAUUCUGGUGUAGAUCGAUUCUAUUAAAGUAUGGUUCAAUUAAAGUUCAGUGGUUUAUGUUCCAUCCUCAGUUAAGGAAGAUGCAGACCAAAGUGAUGGUAUGGCUAAAUUUACCAAAGGAUGUUACACUGAACUGUACUUAGAUCUCACUACACAUGACAAUUAAGAGUUAGCAUUAUAUGUUUAUCAAUUCAGUCAUCUCACAAAUGAAAUGCAGUAGUUUACCCCCAAGGGAGUGGCUAUAUUAUGUUAUCAGUUAACUGGGGUUGAAAUAAGAGAAAACAUUGCACAUGUGACUAAAUACUUUGACCUAGCUAUAGAACUUCUUCCUUUAUAAAUAAGUUAUUAAUAAAAAGAACAAUAUAGUUAAUUUUUAUAUAACAGGUUUUUACACAAGAUUAAUAUUAUGUAAUAAAUUGUUAAACUACUUCUCUAUUUUACAGGGAACAAUAUGACAGUGGCCCAUUGUAUUGUUUGUAUUAAGUUUCUGGUUGAUAUGUUUUUGACUCCUUAUUUUGUUACUUAAUUUUUUUAUAUGUGUAUAUCCACUUUUUGUAUUUUAGUAUGUUACACACUAAUUGAUUAAUUAUUAGAAUAAAGUUAAAAGACUGAUAUUUUAUAUAAAAA
Molecule: messenger RNA, 1870 nt
Organism: Homalodisca vitripennis (glassy-winged sharpshooter)
Lineage: Eukaryota; Metazoa; Arthropoda; Insecta; Hemiptera; Cicadellidae
Gene: Task7
Product: two pore potassium channel protein sup-9
Exons: 6
Coding region: 110-1111 (333 amino acids)
Biological process (GO): potassium ion transmembrane transport; stabilization of membrane potential
Cellular component (GO): membrane
Molecular function (GO): potassium ion leak channel activity
Source: RefSeq, a predicted model, not a curated record